Molecule: messenger RNA, 963 nt
Organism: Apodemus sylvaticus (European woodmouse)
Lineage: Eukaryota; Metazoa; Chordata; Mammalia; Rodentia; Muridae
Product: olfactory receptor 150-like
Exons: 1
Coding region: 7-963 (318 amino acids)
Biological process (GO): sensory perception of smell; G protein-coupled receptor signaling pathway
Cellular component (GO): membrane
Molecular function (GO): G protein-coupled receptor activity; odorant binding; olfactory receptor activity
Source: RefSeq, a predicted model, not a curated record
GUGGAAAUGGCUGAAGGCAAUCAGUCCACAGUGACUGAGUUUAUCCUCACUGGAUUAACAGAAAAACCAGAGCUACAGCUGCCCCUGUUCCUCCUCUUCCUUGGAAUCUACCUGUUUACAGUGCUGGGGAACCUGGGCAUGAUCAUCUUGAUCCUGCUCAGCCCUCACCUGCACACACCUAUGUAUUUCUUCCUCGCCAGUCUGUCCCUCAUUGACCUCUGUUACUCCACUGUCAUUAUCCCCAAAAUGCUGGUGAACUUUGUGACAGAGAAGAAUAUCAUCUUCUACCCUGAAUGCAUGACACAGCUCUACUGCUUCAUAGCCUUAGUUAUAUCUGAGUGUUACAUGUUGUCUGCAAUGGCAUAUGACCGCUAUGUUGCCAUUUGUAACCCCUUGAGGUAUAAUGUCACCAUGUCAUACCAAGUGUGUUUCUGGAUGAUAGGUGGGGUGUAUUGCAUAGGGUUCAUUGAAGCCACAGUUCAUACUCUUUGCAUGCUACGAGUGCUUUUCUGCAAGGAUAAUGUAGUAAACCACUUCUUCUGUGAUCUUCUUCCAUUGUUGCAACUAGCCUGCUCCAGCACAUUUGUCAAUGAGGUAGUACUUCUGUGCCUCAGCACUUUUAAUUUCUGUGUUCCAACGCUGACAAUCUUGAGCUCUUACAGCUUUAUCAUUGCCAGAAUCAUCCGCAUUAAAUCCAAUGAGAGCAGAUUCAAAGCCUUCAGCACCUGCAGCUCCCACUUCUCUUCUGUGGCUGUUUUCUUUGGUUCUUUGGGAUUCAUGUACUUUCAGCCAUCAACAGCCAGCUCCAAAGAUCAAGGGAAAGUGUCCUCUGUGUUUUACACUACUGUUGUGCCCAUGCUGAAUCCCUUGAUCUACAGCCUGAGGAAUAAAGAUGUCAAACUUGCUCUAAAUAGGUUACUUCAAAAGAAGAUAUUUCAUAUGCAAAAUAUCAUUUUGCUCUAG